AUGCCUGAACGAAAUGUUGAAGAAAUUCGUCGAAAAAAUCUUGAAGAAAAUCAACUCUUUCUUAACAAACUUCGAAUGAAUAAUAUUCGAAAUGAUUUUCUUCAAUCGGCUCGUACAGUACUUCGCAAAGAUGAAACUAAAACAAAGCCUAAAAUUCAUUAUGAGAAAGUUGAACGUUUAACUCGAUAUAGUUUAAAAGUUCAAUCAGGUGAAAUUCAACCAUUUGUUCCUCAAUGGCAACAAAAAACUAAUAAGAAAAAAAAACAUCAUCCUUCGAAAUGGACUUUAUUUUAUAAAAAUAUAGCUAAUCCUUAUCAACGUACAUUUAAACCACGAAUUCGAAAAUAA
Rotaria sp. Silwood2 is the source of this 348-nucleotide messenger RNA. The record is from the annotation of a GenBank genome assembly. NCBI's taxonomy places the organism in Eukaryota, Metazoa, Rotifera, Eurotatoria, Philodinida, Philodinidae.